AUGAAACAAAUAGUCAUACUCUUUGUUUUGAUUUUAUUCGCAACAGCUUCUAGUGGUAAUUAAACUAAUUUAAAUAAUAGAUCUGCUAAAGUCAAUAACUAAAUUUGUUGAUGAAGGAGAUUAUUCUUCCAAAUUUGCUAAAAGUAAAGUAAAUCCAUUUUCUGAAGAAGAAUCAGAAGAAUAUGAUGAUGAUGAUAAUGAAACCUCAAAGAAAAUGGCUUCAAAUUCUUAAUAGAGUGAAGAUGAUGAAGAAGUUGAUGUUAUGGCUUAAUUGAAAAGUUAUUAACAGAAACUAUCCACAAAUAAAGAUGUUAAGCCACCUUUACCUCAAAAGAAAUAAGUUCCUGUUAUUUCUGAAUCAGAGUCUGAAUAUGAUGAUGAAGAUGACAGUGGUAAUAUGUGGAGUAGAGGAAUAUCAAAAAAAUUAGCUUAAACUGAAUCCAAACCGUUAGUGUUACCAAUAUAAACAGCUAAAGAAUAAAUUAAGAAUGACUUCAAUUAGUUUACAAGUUUAAAAAUGCCUGAAGUUCAAUAAAGACCUUAAGAAACUAAAGUACAAGAUAAAAGCUAAAAAGUUUAAGAUGAUUCUGGAUAAGAACAUUCAGCUGAUUUUGAAAAAAUGAAAUAAGCUUAAUUAGAAAAAUAUAGCAAAAGAUUUCAUCUUGAUGAACCUAAAGAGUCUAAAAGUAUGUAUGAAGAUGAUAGCUUAAAAGAAUUCAUGCCAAAAAUUAAUUUCUAACCUAUCAAUAUAUAAGAAACAAAAACUUCAUAAUAGAUUUAAAUAAGUCCAGAAAAAAAAUAAGAAAACAAACACUAAGAGAUAGAAAGUGAUGAAAGUGAAUCAGAUGAAGAAGAUGAAGUUUAUUAAAUUAAUAAAAAGAAUUCUUAAUCAAAUAAUAAAAUUACUAAUGAUUUAUAGUCCUCAUCUGAUGUAUUUGAUUUCUUUAAGUAAAAUAAACAAUAAUAAUAAUAAAAAUCAAAUAGUUAAAAUCCAAAAGUUGAAUCAGAAUCAGAGGAUGAAGAUAGUAUUUCUAAUGAUUAAAAGGACGAAUCAAUGGAAGAUGAUGAUGAUUAUGUUUAGAAAGUGAAGAAAACAAAAAAAUAAAAAAUUGAUAAAGAAGAAGUAAGAAGGAAAGAAAAAUAAAUAUAAUAAUAAUAAGAGGAAGAAGAAGAGCAAAGAAAGUUAAUGUAGAAAAAAGAGAAAGAAAAAGAAUAAGAGGAAUUGAGAAAAAAAUAAGAGGAUGAAGAUUAGAGAUAAAUGGAACUAUAAAAAAAAUAGAAAAUUAAAAAAGAUUCUGAAGAAGAUUAAAUUAUUUAAAAGAAAAAAUAGAAAAAAUAAAAAAAGUAAUUAAGUUUAGAGGAGUUUUAAGAAUCUUUGAAAUUAGAUGAAUAGAAACCAUAAUCAACAUCUUUUGCACAAAAGGAUGCAAAAGAAAAAAUAGUAUUGGAGUAGAAGACAUUUACAUUAAUGAAGGAAACUCCAUAAUAAGUUUAAGAAUAGAAAGUGUUCAAAUUAUAAGCAAUCCCUAAAAAACAAUAAUAGCUAAUUUAAGAAGAAGAAUCAGAAUUAAGUUCUGAAAGUGAAGAUGAUGAGGAAAUUGAGACUCCUAAAUCUAUUAAUUGUUUUGAAAGUAAGAACAAAUUUAUAUAAUAAAUCUGUUAAUUAUGUUAAACUAAAGUGGCAUAUUAGGUUAAUUAAUAGAAUUGGUAGAAGAUUGGAAUAAAUGAUGGUUUCAGGUAUUUAUUAAAAAUUGUAUCAUAUAUCUUAGGAAUUUAGGCAAUCCUUUGAGCCGCUAAUCGAGUUCACUUUCAAAAGUAUAGGUGAAAUUGGAUCAUAUUAUUUAAGUUUUAAAGAUCAUACAGUUUGUUUGAGUGCUGAGAAUUUAGAAAAGAUUGUAUAUAAUAUAGUUUAUGAUUUUUAGACAAAUGUGGAUAAAGUAUUGAAACAUUUCACAGGAAAUUAGCUAGCUGAUUAUAAUUCGCCAAUGGAUAUUCCAGCUAAAAGUCAACCAAUAAACUUUUUAUUAAGUGCAGAAUAUGGUAUAAAAAAGUAGACAAUAAAAUAGAUUCUUUAUUAAAUGGAUUUUCAUGUAGAAGAUUUUAAAUAGCUAUAAAGACAGAUUUGAAAUAUAAAUUGAGUAAGAAAAAUGAUAUAAAUGUUAAGCAAAUAAUAUUUUAUAAAAAUAAGGUAAAAUAAAAUUUAUGAAUAUAGUUAAAAUUAAAAUAUAUUGGUUUGAUUUAAAUAAAUGGUGUUGUUCAUUAAGCUAGUUUUGAUUAGGAAGAAGGAGGAGAAGCUACAAAUUUAAUAGUUACUUAAUUGAAUUUGCCAAAAGAAUAAGGUGUAAUAGCUAAUUUGAUUGAUAAAUACAUAGAUAGUAAUUUUGCAAUAGAUAUAUUGGAGAAAUCAGGUAGUUAUAUAAUAUUAGAUUUAAGAAUAAAUGAUGGCUGAUUUAUAGAUACAGACUCAUAUUAAGAAUGAUGAAAUAGGAUUAACAUUUAAUUUAAGAAAGAGGAAAGGGAAAUGA
Molecule: messenger RNA, 2525 nt
Organism: Paramecium sonneborni
Lineage: Eukaryota; Ciliophora; Oligohymenophorea; Peniculida; Parameciidae
Source: the annotation of a GenBank genome assembly